AUGGGGUGGCUGAGAAGACACAAGACGGUGUGGAGUAAUCCUCAAAUGCCGCCCCUCGCCGGAGCUGUUUGGCCGCCGGACCGACUCGGCGUCGCGCGGAAGCGGAAGGAGAAGGAGAAGGCGGCGGAGAAGGAGGGCGAGGGCGUCUCGUCUCGUCUCGUCUCGUCUAGGAUCCUCCUGUGCCGAAACCUAGUCAAUGGGACCUAUGGAACGAGAGGACGGCCACCGCUACAGAAACUGCAUCUCGCUUCCCGGAGCAUCCAUCAUUCCCGCCAUCCAGUUUCCAAGUUUCGGAGGCUUCCAUUGCAGGCAUCCACGCCCCAGUUCUCUACUCUCAGUCGCCUUCCUGGGUGUAAAGCCAGACUUGUUGUAAAGUAUGGAUACCAACCUCGCCGGCACUUUUGGCUAGCCAGAGUGGCGUCAAGGCUUCUAAGGCUUCGGUACAUCCUCCUCGGAUCUGCGGUGGGCGGAGGCUACACAGCCAAAAAGACGUAUGACCAGUGGAAGGAGGUGCUUCCCGAUCUCAGCGAGUACAAGUGGAUUGUGCCUGACUUCAUCUGGGAACUGGACGAGUACAUAGACUUUGAAAAACUUACAAAAGCUCUUCCUGAUUCAGAGGACCUGGCCAAGCUGAUGCCGGACUUUGAGAAGAUUGGAGAGAGUGUCAGGUCACUGGCUGGUUUAUUCACACCUGGUUACAAUUUGGUUAGUGAAGUCAUAGGAGCUUCUGAUCUACUUCUCUUGUUGGGUUCUCCAGGGGACACGGCGUUCCGAGCCACCGAUCAGGGAAGCAAUAACGAAAAGCAGUUCAAGAAGGGUCUUCUUGGAGAGCUCAUUCUCUUGCAGCAGCAAAUUGAGCAGCACGAAGCGGAGGAGGAGGCGGCGCGCCGAGCCACUGACCCGUCUGGCCCAGGCUCCUCCCAGAAGAGAGAAAAGGUUUCCGACAAAGAAAAGAUUGAUCAGCUUCAAGAGGAACUUUUACGCACUCAGUUGAAGUAUCAACGGGUGCUUGAGCGUUUGGAGAAGGAGAAUAAAGAGCUGCGAAAGAUUGUGUUGCAGAAGGAUGACAAAGGCAUUCAUCAGAGGAAACUCAAGAAGUCUCUGAUCGAUAUGUACUCUGAAGUCCUGGAUACUUUGUCUGAUUACGAUGCCAGUUACAACACCCAUGAUCAUUUGCCUCGGGUUGUCGUGGUUGGAGAUCAGAGUGCUGGGAAAACCAGCGUGCUCGAGAUGAUCGCGCAGGCCCGGAUCUUUCCUCGCGGCUCUGGAGAAAUGAUGACUCGUUCACCUGUUAAGGUUACCCUCAGCGAAGGCCCUCACCACGUAGCCAUGUUCAAGGAUAGUUCUCGAGAGUUUGACCUGACCAAGGAGGAAGAUCUGGCGGCCUUGAGGAACGAGAUUGAGAUCAGGAUGAGGAAGAGCGUUCGCGAAGGCUGCACCGUCAGCAGCGAGACCAUCUCCCUCAGCGUGAAAGGGCCAGGCCUGCAAAGGAUGGUGCUGGUGGACUUGCCCGGGGUCAUCAGUACGGUGACCUCGGGGAUGGCUCCCGACACAAAGGACACCAUCUUCAGCAUGAGCAAAGCUUAUAUGCAGAACCCAAACGCCAUCAUCCUUUGCAUCCAAGAUGGGUCGGUGGAUGCUGAGCGCAGCAUCGUGACUGACCUGGUCAGCCAAAUGGACCCUCAGGGCAAGAGGACAAUCUUUGUCUUGACGAAAGUGGACCUUGCCGAGAAGAACCUGGCCAGCCCAAGCCGGAUUCAGCAAAUAAUUGAAGGCAAACUGUUCCCAAUGAAAGCUCUCGGCUAUUUUGCAGUUGUUACAGGAAAAGGAAAUAGCUCUGAAAGUAUUGAAUCUAUUAGAGAGUAUGAAGAGGAAUUUUUCCAAAGCUCCAAACUGCUGAAGAACUGCAUGCUGAAGGCCCACCAGGUGACUACGCGGAACCUGAGCCUUGCCGUCUCAGACUGUUUUUGGAAAAUGGUGCGAGAGUCGGUGGAGCAGCAAGCCGAUGCUUUCAAAGCAACCCGUUUUAACCUAGAGACUGAAUGGAAGAACAACUUCCCCCGCUUGCGAGAACUGGACCGGAAUGAACUCUUCGAAAAGGCAAAGAACGAAAUUCUUGAUGAAGUCAUAAGCUUGAGCCAGGUGACGCCAAAGCACUGGGAGGACAUCCUCCAGAAGUCCUUGUGGGAGAGGGUCUCAACGCACGUGAUAGAGAACAUCUACCUCCCAGCGGCGCAGACGAUGAACGCAGGGACGUUCAACACCACCGUGGACAUCAAGCUGAAGCAGUGGACGGACAAGCAGCUCCCCAACAAAGCUGUGGAGGUUGCCUGGGAGACCCUUCAAGAAGAAUUUGCCCGCUUCAUGACAGAAGAGAAAGGCAAAGAGCACGAUGACAUCUUUGAUAAACUGAAGCAGGCGGUGAAGGAGGAGAGCAUCAAGAGGCACAAGUGGAACGAGAGGGCCGAAGACAGCCUGAGAGUCAUCCAGCACAACGCCCUGGAGGAUCGCUCCAUCUCGGACAAGCCACAGUGGGAUGCGGCCAUUCAGUUCAUGGAGGAAACGCUUCAGAGCCGCCUGAAAGACACUGAAUCCGUCAUCGAAGACAUGGUGGGCCCGGACUGGAAGAAAAGGUGGCUCUACUGGCUGGCAUGCACCAAAGAGCAGAGUGUCCGAAAUGAAACAAAAAAUGAACUUGAGAAGAUGAUAAAGUGCAACGAAGACCACCCGGCUUACCUUGCGAACGAUGAGGUCACAACUGUCCGGAAGAACCUCGAAGCCCGAGGAGUCGCCGUUGAUCCGUGCUUGAUUAAAGACACCUGGCACCAGGUUUACCGGCGGCAUUUCUUGAAGAAGGCCUUAGGCCACUGCAAUCUCUGCCGGAGAGGCUUUUAUUACUACCAGAGGCAUUUUGUGGACUCCGAGCUGGAAUGCAACGACGUCGUCCUCUUCUGGCGGAUUCAGCGGAUGCUGGCCAUCACCGCCAACACUUUGAGGCAGCAGCUGACCAACACGGAAGUGAGGCGCCUGGAGAAGAAUGUAAAAGAAGUGCUGGAAGAUUUUGCUGAGGACCCCGAGAAGAAAACCAAGUUGCUAACGGGGAAAAGAGUCCAGCUGGCAGAGGACCUGAAAAAAGUGCGGGAGAUCCAGGAAAAACUUGAAGCCUUCAUAGAGGCCCUGCAUCAAGAAGAGAAGUAGAUGGUUCACUCCCUCAGACCCUCUUCAGCCAUCCAAGCCCUGUUUAGGAACUCAUGGCGCUCAAACCUGACCAGAUGGGCCCCUUCCAGGUCCUCCUCUUCUCCCUGGGGCACUUUUCAAGGAUGUCUUCAAACGUCGCCAAGGAACUACAGUCACCAGCAACACCACGAAGGCAUGGCUGUCACCUGGUGGCUGAAGAAGAGGAAGACAUGUCAAAGAAAGGGAUGAGUUGGGAUGGAUCCCAUUUUGGCCAGCGGUUCUGUUCCUCAAGGAGAGAGGAGGAGAAGCAGAGAAAGGGAGUUUUCUGGCCCGGGGAGGCAAAGCGUCCCUGGGCUCUUCAAAGGGGUUGUAGCUGCUCUUGAGGUUCAGUUGUGCAAAACCAAACUGAGCCCUGGAGAGCUUAAAAUAAAAAUUUUAGCGUUUGUACAUAUAUGGAUGACAUUUAAGCAAUGUAUGUUUGCACUUGCAGAGCGGUAGGUGUCCUGGUGUCCUACAGGUCUUAAGGUGUGCUUCUGACUACUCUAUGGAGACCAGGCCUGGGAAGCCCUGGAGAGGGGGAAGCCUGCCUGUGAGGAGGGGCCGUGGCUGGGGUGGGGGCUUCCAGUCAGGGUCCCCAGAGACGUCCAGAGGGACCUCUGGGUGGGCCUCCUGGGUUCCUCUCCUUCCGCCUAGUGAGGGACAGGGAGAGGGGUUGAGGUCAGCCACGUUUCCUUUCCUUUCCUUCCUUCUCACCCCUUCUUUUCCAUUUUUGUGGGUGCCUGGCAGGCCUUUCUGAACUGGCAGGGAUGAGGGCGGGGGUGACCGAUCAAGCAUGGUGCCGGAGCCUCUUAGAUUUGUUUUCUGGAGAGCCUGAAAGAACCCCUUCCUUGCAAAAGCCUUGUUCCUGCCUUGUCCGGUGUCCUGAUCAGUCGGGGGUCAGUCCACGGCUCAUGGUCCUCCUUACCCUGUUUCCUCCCAACGCCUCGUGGCCUUUGGCCUUUAUGCCACUGGGGAGGAAACAGCCUCGUCCCCAGCAGAUAAAAAGGCACAGAAGAUUGUGCAUCCUUGGAGGGCCUGUCAUGGGCCAGGCUUGGGGGAUUUGCCCAGGGGAAUUGUGUGUGGUGUGUGUGUGUGUGUGUGUGUGUUGAUUCUCUCUGUUGUCAAAAUAUGUCAUUCGUGACCAGUUUUACCCCUGAGUCCCAUGCCAGCUUGUGGGGUGUGUUGUGUCACAGCCACCCUGUCUUCCCCCCGCCCCAAAUAUGCUGCCUCUCUCCCCCCCCCACUACACCUCAGACUCUUGCCUCGGCUGCAGGGCUUGGAAGGUUGCAGGCAAGGGAGGGGGCCCGCCGGGGGCACCAGCCAGUUUAAAAGGGGCAUCCCAGUAGCUGUUUGAUGGGGCAGAGAUGGUUGGAAGGCUCUACUCUUGAGAAAACCACCAUGGCACCUUGUGGCAGGCAGCCAGCAUCGUAUCUUCUUCAGCCGGGGACUUUGAAGUUUGCAACCAGGUGCCCUCCGGGCCGAUGGGGUUUUUCAUCCUCUUAAUUUGUCCAUCUGGACAGACGAUUGUUGCCUAAGAGGGCUGAGAAGUUCCUGCUGAUGUUAAAAGUCACGCAGGAGAGUCUUAAGUGGGCCACCAGGCCUCGACUCACUGGCCCUGCCCGGGGUGGGGGUGGGGGGGGAGGGAGAAUGCUAUUAAGUCCCUGUCGGUGACAGACUCAGCCACCACAGAGGGUCUCCCUUGCUGGGCUAGCCUUCACUCCCCAUCUCCUCCUCCUCCUCCUCUUUGCUGUCUGGUGCACUUUGGAAUUGCCAGCCUCUGCUGCUGGUCUGAAACUUAGCAUGAUGUAUCCCCUUGAAAGGUAUUUAUUGAAUGCAGAUGUCAUUGAAGAAAAGCUGAAUAAACACACGUUUUGAACACGC
Messenger RNA from Pogona vitticeps (central bearded dragon), 5097 nucleotides. The record is from RefSeq and is a predicted model, not a curated record. NCBI's taxonomy places the organism in Eukaryota, Metazoa, Chordata, Lepidosauria, Squamata, Agamidae.